AGCUGGUACCGUUUGCAAGUUCAUUCAUGUAAUUAAGAAAUUGCUCGCAAAACUUCACAGAGCACACGCCGUCAGUACAGGCAUGACUGAAGUUAAACAUUAAGGUAUUUACAUAAUCUUUAGUGGUAUCUUGCAUGAAUUCCUCUUGUAAUAUUACGACUCGCCAUAACAGACCAUUUCCUCUCGGUUUUGCUGUAUAUUCAAACCAAACACUUUGUCAGUCAGAAGCCUUUACAUCAGAAGUGGUAAUGUCUAACAUUGUAAUGACUUCAUUGAUAUCCUUGAUUUCGAAAUAUCUAUCACCGUUCGCCAUAGUUGCUAUCACUGCUCGAAGCAUCGGCUGUCGUUUGGAUAAUAGCACCAGAGAGUCAUGAACGUGCUGGUAUACCAGGCUCUGUUUUGAUGUUAUUGAUAUCGACACACAUACAUUGGUUGUACCAGAUUUUUCCACGGAAAACAUAUCGAUUAAUUCUUCCAAAUGGCCAAGUCGACGUCGGUUGGAAUCGGCUGACUUUGCUGACAAUAGUCUCGCUUCGGCAGCCAGGUAUUUCAUGAUCUUUGAAAGCAUGUAAAAAACAAAUACACAGCUACAGUGAGAAAUGCUUGUACCCAGAAUCCACUUAACAUCUUGAAUGACACCGGUACAGACAGCCAAUAAACUAAACGUAACGUAUGCACCAAAAGUCAGUCUUAUUAAUUGUACAAGCCUGACUUUUGUCUAGUCUAUCUUUCAAGUAAUAAUAGUUGCACAUCUGGAAUUUUAAUUAUAUUGCAUGCAUAUUUUCUAGGAACAAAUCUCGAUUUGAUGCGUGGGCGGUGUGUAACGUGUGUUUACAGUUGCUCAAUAUUUUACAGCGUUGCCAGAUCAAAUUUGUAAAUGUUUAUGUAGACAAGUACGAAAUGUUCAUGAAUUUGACAAAAAGUUCAUGAAUUUCAAAUUUUAACACAACAUCACAAUAAUGCUGUAAAUUAGCCCAUUUAAGUUACUAAUGACUAUCUACUUCUGAUAGUUAAACAUUUAUUCAUGCCAAAAAAUAUUACUAUCAAAGCGGACAUUUGCCUCUUUGACGCCCGCGUGUGCGUAAUUGCAAGUAAUUACGAUGAUGGCGGCUAGUGAGAAGUUUAUAGGACUACAGAAGAAGGUUUAAAGCCGAUAUAGAGUUAUAUAAAACGCUCGUAAAAGUUUGGCAACCUCGAAAUUGUGUGAAAUACUCGGCCUUCAGGCAUACAUAGAUUAUCUUUAUGUUGUUGUUCAUGAAAGUGUAACCCGCACACCAAAAGCGCAAUGCGUCAUUCAUGUUCACGCGUAUCACACUACAAACAUAUUAGACUGCAUAACAUACAUUACUUAUCUGCCUGUUGACUUAUAUACUGCUCUAUUAAAUGUAUUAAUUGACGAGAUAUUGUGAAUCAUUAUAAACGUCGCUUACAGCUGCGUCGCGCGACGAUUUUUCGGGAAUAUACAUGCUAUAUAAUGUCAUAUAAAGAUAUAAUACAUACUUAUUACUUAUUCAUAGUAAUGUUAAAAUUAAUUAGGAAGGUCUUCUUUAUUCGAAUUGCUUCCCCACGAGCCUUCUUCGCCAAAUUCAUCGUCGCUUACUGCAUCGGUAAACGCCAGAAGAGUAAUCCGAGCCAUAAACAACUAUAUAUUAGCCCUGUCGACCAAAACAUUGCUAACACAAAUCCAACAUCGUUCCCAGGCUCUUUGCACUUGGGAAGCAAAGACCCUGGUCGGGGCUUAUGACGUCACACAUACAAAAUUGAUAGCCGAAGGGGGGGAUGGAAAAGUCUCAUAUUACAUGUUUCCACUUCCGCACUUCGAUUGCAAGGAGUGGCCGUUCUGUACAAUCAUCUAAUUCAUCUUCAAGUAUCAUACAUACCUCAAACUACUUGCUGAAUUGGUUUCUGUUUGCUUUGAAAUUAUACAAACAUGCUAAAAUGUAGAUUCUUAUAGCAACAGAAAAUUCAGGAAAUCAAGCAACGAGAACGUAUGGCUGUACGCUUUGAAAUAUUUUUAUUUUCUCGGACUUCGCCGGUUCGGGCGUAGUUUCAUUUCACGCGUACGUUUCUGUUCUGGCUCUGAUAUUUAUAAUAUGCUUAUAAUAUGCCAAUCAAUUGUUCUGAUAUGGACACGGUAUAAAAUUUUUUAAACAGAUGUCUCAAAAGCGACUGUUUAUAGGUCGUAGGAUUAGCGCCUUGCCGGUCUUAAACGUGACACAUUUGGACAGAAGCCAAAUACACAUUGAAUGUCCAUUUUAUUGAUUCUAAAACUGUUUAUAGACAUAUUGCUCUAGCUUUUUUAAAAAGGUUAUCAUCGUUUAUGUUAAACACCAGGAAGACAAAAUAUAACGUACAAAAUUGUUUGAAAUCGACAGUGGGUGUCAGUGCACAGCUGACAUACGACAAUUCACAACUGCAUGAAUUUCCAUUUUUUGUCGAUCUGCACGAGUACCUGUUUGUUGAAGCCAAAAUAUUGCACAGCAUAUCCUAUAAAUUCUAUCGCCAUUUACCCUCCCCCCUUAAAUGCAAAGGAAUGACAGCAGAAAAGGUUUAGCAAAGUAUUUUUUAUUACAUCUGGUAUAAAGUGUCCUACGUUUUAUCAGGAUAUACAUAAUUCAUAAACUGUAUAUGCACACGAAGUCUCGCUUAUUAAUGAGUUUUACUGUAACAAACCUUUUAAAGUUUCCAUGGAUAGAUAGGUUGUUUGCCUCCAGUAUUGUUUGGUAAAACAGACUAAACUUCUAAAAUAUUGGUUACGGAAUACGCCGAUAAAGAUUAAAGUUGAUUUAAAUAUUGAUAACUCACAGCGGCAUUAAUCCAUUAUACAAGUCUCAAGAAGCUGGAUAUUUCUUCAAUAAAGCCCUCAAUGGACAAUGCCAAUGUCAAUGAAAGGUCUAAUAUUAUACAUGUUGCAAAUUACUGUAUACACAAAAUAUGAAAUAAUUUAUAUAAAGUACAAUACCAAUGUCUGGUGCACAUAUAGUCGUAGGUAUUCAAGUUGUACCGCACGCACGGAAACGCAUGGAGGAGUCUUGGCGUUUGUGUGAUAUUAACAGAUAGCUAACUACACUUCGACAUUAUCUUUCUUGAUCGUUGAGUUUCAGCAAUGUAAAUGAAAUGAAUUUUAUAGCCAGUCCAUAACGGGUUUUCAUCCUGUGCUUUUACAGUCAAAAUAGCACUAUUGUUUACACAUGUUGGCGAUGUUUGGGAAAUCAAAGGAUCCCGUUAUAAAAUAAAUCUUUUGUUUUGAAUAUCGGACAGGAUACACUUCAACUAUAAAGAACCAUAUCGUUCGUUUAAUACCGUUUGAUCAAUCAGUCUGUGUAGAAGAUAUGUAUGUUUCUACGGCGAUACGUGCUAAACUUCGCGAGCCAGGCGCGUGUGGAGUGUUUUCCUUGCAAGUGAAAUAUGAUCCAGCUUCUCGCUUGAAAUGUAACACAACACUUAUUGUUGAUGACAUUCAGCACAGCAGGAAGUCUUUGUCAUGAUCGGUACGAAUCUAGAACGUUCCUUUCAAGAUCUCUUGUUGCAAAUGACAUUUUUAUCACCCGAAAUUAUAACACAUAAAGUUGCAAUUUUCCAAACGCAACAAACACGCUCCCCUACCUCCCGACCCAUAGUCAAAUUAUACGUUUACUCCCAGAUUCUGGGUGUGACGUCAUAAGCCCCGACCAGGGUCUUUGCUUCCCAAGAGCAAAGAGCCUGGGAACGAGGUUGACACAAAUCGUCGAAAUGACACAGGAAAUAUUGAUAGGCACUUAUAGUACGUAUUCCAUAUAUGGUCAUCUCUUGCAUAAUACUGAUGAGCAAAUACACGACACUCACGAGCAUAUACAUGACGCUGAAGAGCAAAUACACGACAUUCCCAGUACUUUGGUACUGCGCGAUUCGAAGUAAUAAGUAGGAUUUGCAAAAUGGCGGAAAAACAGAGCAGGUAUGCAAAUCCUUUAGCGCAUCCAUCGAUAUACUCUGAUGCUGGAACGUGCGACUUCAGUGUUUUACGUUGUAGUCGAGGUGACUGUGGGGCUGAUAACUGUAAUGGAAGAUUGUAUCAUUGUUCAUUAUGUCCUCCCAACAAAUGUGCGAAAGAGCAUCCUUCGCGAGUAAAGGACCAUUUCAAAAAAGUUCACUGGGAAAACAGGAUUCAUGAAUUUCCAGGUAAAUUAUACUUGCAAAUUUUUGCGUCAUUAAAAAUUUAUCAUUCACAAUUAAUAAUGUGCAAAUAUCUAGAAAAGCCGUAAAAUGCCUUCCUAUUAAUAGUGUGAAAUAUGAGUGGGAAAUGUUGAUAAUAUAAAUAAAUAAAAUGAUAAAUGGGACGUCAAGUAUAUUUUUUAUUAUUAAUAAUGUGAAUUAAUAUGGUAUGAAAUAAUUAGCAGUUUACCACAAUAUACAAUAAUACAUAUAAUUAUGGAAUGCCAUGGGCCAAAGGCUACAAACAAAUCUCUUCAAUUACAAUCGAUCUUCCUCUGUUUUGUGCUUUCAUCAGCUAAGAAUCCUGCUUGUAUUUGAUUUUUUAAUUUAAAAAGGUUGAAUUAUGGCGAGAGGCGACCGCGUCCACACCAAACCAAUUCUCGCUGCCGGCGUAGAGCGCGACCAACACAAGAUUAAGUUCAAACGUUAUAAACCAGGUCUGUAUCACCUACAUAGUGUUUCAUAUAAGUACUGAGGCAUUAAGCUUUUAUACCUUUGUGAAUAUUUAUCAAUAUCUUAUUUUACAUAAAAGGCCGCAGAAAAUUAUACUCACAAUAGCACAGGAGCUAUAAAGUCUAUAAACAUCCGUGGUGGCAACCAUAAUAUAAACAGAAAACAACCAGAGCAAACAACACUGCCCUCGAUAUUUAGUGGGGCAAGUCGUUCGCAAAGUUUGCCGGCUAUUAUUAUUAUUAUUAUUAGUUUUAUUAUAUGAUUGCCACCACCGUUAUUUAUAGGAAUACGGCUCAGGGUACUAAUCCAUACUAUUCUGAGUAUAAUUCUCUGCGGCCUUUAUGUAAAAUAAGAUAUCGAUAAAUAUUCAAAGGUAAAGCUUAAUGCCUCAGUACUUAUUUGAAACACUAAGUAUGUAUAGGACAUACAACCUGGUUUAUAACGUUUCGCUAGUCGAGCUCUAUUCCGGCUGCGAGAAUUGCUCCUGGCCUCUGGGUGCAUUCUCUUUUAAUGUCCAGCCCCCCCCCCCCCUCCAAUAGAUGAAUUUUUUCGCAGGGUGUCCCCAAAGUCGUUUCUGAGGGGUUAAGCCUGUUGGCAUCUUUUGAUGUAUGCGAUUUUUCUGAGGCGUAAGGGGAAAAUUUACAAAUUUCUGAAGGGGGUUUGUGUCGGCAUUUCGAUCUUUUUUUUUAGAGGUUAAAAUCUUACUGACCUUAUCCAUAGAGCAGGGAUGGAUAUUAAAUGCAAUGACCCUCUGUUAAUACGGACCAAACUGCUCCUUGCACAGCUCUAGUUAUUGCUUCUUCCCAGCAACGUUCACCACUCGCCAUAAUUCACCCUUUUUAUAAAUUAAAAAAAAUCGAAUGCAAGCAGAAUUCUUGGCUGCUGAAAGCGCAAAACGGAGGAAGAUCGAUUGUAAUCGAAGAGAUUUGUUUGCAACCUUCGGUCCAUGAGUGCCGGCCCAAAUCUACUAGUGGAUAUGGACAGGGGGUCCGAAUCUACGGGGGUUCAAUCAACUGGGAUACCGGAGGUUUCAAGUUACCGGACGUUUGAGUUAUUAUAAGGUUAAUUGAUUUUUGGACAGUUUUAAUUUUUGGACAGAUGGCGCACUACGCUAUUGCAUUAUAUCAAAUAAUGACUUUUCGGCGCUGUUUCCUUAUAUGAUAUAAUGAAAAAGUUCUUUUACAUGAUAUCAUAUCAUGAAUCAACUGAAAAGUCAUUAUUUGAUAUCAUAGUGUAAUGCAUUAGCAUUAUAUCAAAUCAGGACUUACACAAAUGCUUAUGAUAUCAUAUAAUGAUUUUGUCGAAAUGUCAUGAUAUGAUAUAAUGAUUUUGUCGAAAUGUCAUGAUAUCAUAUCAUGACUUUUCGGAAGUUCAUGAUAUGAUAUAAUGCUUAAUGUUGAUAACAUUAUAUCAAAUAAUGACAAAAACGAAUAAGUCAUGAUUUGAUAUAAUGUCUGUUCGUUUAUCAAUUAUUUAUAUAUAAUGACAGUUUUAGUCAUGAUAUGAUAUAAUUAACGUUAAAUAAUUUUUGGACACAUGGCGUUCCAUAUAAAACAGUAUCUCAGUUAUGUGACAUGUAAUUUGUUGUUCUGUUAAAUCAUGUAGAGUUAGAUGUACAGGUGCGAAACUAGCCCCUUUUUAAUUCGGUGGGUGUCUGCUAGAAUUGCCCUGCCAAAACCGAUGAUGUCCUGCAGUAAAUUUUUAUUUCUGGCCACUAUUUUUCGCAAAAAUGUUGGCGAGCAGGGAUGUGGGGGGUUAAAAAGUUUUUCCGGACAUUGAAAAAAGGGUCGAAAAAUUUUUCCCGACACAAACCGGUUAAAUUAAGCGGUCAAAAAAUUUUUCCGUACAAAUUCCUGUUAAAACAUGGGUGAAACCUUUAUUUUUGGACCAAUAUCAGUACAAUUUAGGUCUAUAAAUUCUAUUCAAUUCCCUCCGAAAGCCCUGUAAGUACGUUACUUAAUAACUCUACAUUCUAUUAUUUAAAAUCUUUGAUUGCCCUGCCAAUCCAGAUGAUUCGCCCUGCCAAUCCAGUUGAUCCGUAUUUUGGGGGGUGUCACACCCCCUUAUACCCCCCCCCCCCCUCACGUUUCGCCCCUGUAGAUGUAUUCAUGUUAGUUUAUAUAUUGUAGUUAAUUUCACGUGCACGACCACAUCAGCUAUGUUGUAAAUUUACUAUCGUGUUUAAAUAAAUGCUUUUAAUAUUAUUAUUAGACACGGCAAACUGGUCUGCUUUGCUCGGCAAAUUGUUUUCUCAUAUAUCGGCAAAUUGUGUUCGUGGUCAGCAAAAAUAUUUGAGUGGCUUGGAAUAAAAAGUAAUAGUUGUAGCUAAAAUUUUGCUAAAUUUACAAAAAUUACGGAAAAAAAGUUAACAAAUUAGGAUAUGUUCGGAAAAAUUUUGGAAUGUCCGGAAAAUACUAGUUACGUUAUGUGCGGAAAAAUUUUUGUAUGUCCAAAAAAAUUACCAUAUGCCCCCCCCCCCCCAACAAUUUUGUCCCCCGCUCGCCAACAAUUUGGGGAAAAGGUUGUAGUGACUCGGCAAAAUUUGGAUUGAUAACUCGGCAAAAUUCACUUACUCCCUCCCCCCAUUCAAAGAGGUGUAGCUACGCCCCUGUUUCCUUGCUUUUAUUCAAAAUGAAAGUGUUAAUAAUAAUUUAUUUUCCUUUUCACCGUUCCAAUAAGGUACAAUGACCGCACAAAGAAACCGGAAGCUGUAUUUGGUAUUAACAUAUAAACCGGAUGUAAUAAAAAACUGCACUAUUAUUGAUAUUAUUAUAAAUGCAGGUGAUGACUGAUGAGUGUUGCUUUGGAUAGUUAUUUCGGGUUCCGAGUUGCAAAGUAAGCAAGCAAACACACUGAUUUUAUUUUGCUAAAAUAUAUAUACAUAACAUGGCCCAUACAGUUCCAGAGAUGAGCGAAUAUGAUGACGGUUUAACGGCGAAGCAACUGUUUGAAUCAGGACAAGGCAUUACAUACAAGUAAGUGUGAAAUACACGAGGCAAAAUAUGAAUAUUUGACCGGCAAAAUGCAAUUUUAUCAGCACAUUUUAAACUUAAAGCCAUCUAUUCUAAUAUAUAUCGUGCAUUUGACAAAGAAAGCUUAGUACUAAAAUGAAUCGUAUGGAUCGGGACAUGGAUAGAACGUUAUCAAAAAUUGCUUGCAGCUGGCGUCAGUGCCUGUUGUGCCUGGCGCAUAUGGGGCAAAUGAUAUCCAUGUUCUUAUUGGUUCAUUCACGCAUUCAAAUUGUUGUCUGAACUUUUUAGAGAAAUUAAAAUUCUACUUUGGCAAUUUCUAAAUUCUCUGAAGCGACGUUCCAGUAUUGUCGCUUUGCCCUUUUUUGAACUUUCCAGCUUCACAGUUUUCAGUCCGCUAAAUUAGUCCGACUAUAAAAUUACACACUUGUGACUUUUAUAGGUCAAGUAAAUGUGAAAGGCAGAAUGACCUGCAGAAUGGAUGUCGAUGGCUGCGAAUGCAAAUUCCGCGACAUUUUUUUGUGACUAUUCAAAUUCUGCAUAAUUUCUGUGCUGUUACCACAGAAUACUAUACAGAAGUCCAUCUCCAUUGUUUUUUGCGUAAGCGCUAUUCGUCAUGAUUCAUCACUCAGCAAGUACUGUAAACAGAAGCAGUCACCCCCCUGGAUGUGCACCAUUUUGAGUAUUUCCAGGGAGGUGACUGCUUCUGUUUACGGUACUUGCUGAGUGAUGAAUCAUGACUAAUAGCGCUUACGCAAAAAACCAUGGAGAUAUUGGAUAGUAUUCUGUGCUGUUACCGUUUAUACAAAUUUAAAAUUUAUUUUAAAUGUAAUUUUACAACAGUGCCAAAAGGAGUGCACAUAAACAUAUUUAAACCUGUUUGUAUUAUGAAAAGGGUAGAUGCAAAAUAUUUUACAUCGCCGAAUAUGGCUUGGAUACAAGAGUCACAACAGUUAAAUGACGGAAUGAAAAUGGAAUGCAAACUAUACUUGGUACACCUCAAAUGCAAACUAUACUAGGUGCACCUUGAAUGCAAACUACAAAUUAUGGCCAUUGUGGUGUGUUUGCUAAGAUCAAAAUGAUCAUACCAUAUUAUAUGGUUCAUAAUUAGUGUAGAAAAUUAAAUGAGAGAUGUUCAUUCUUCUUGAAUUCACAGAAAACAGAACCUGGUCAUAUUCCAUUCAAGCCUGGUUUCCUGUUUUCAUUUGGUCCUAACUUGUGUGCAUGCCUUUUGACUUUCAAUUGUUAAAAUAAAUGUAUUUUGCUAUUUGAUCAACAAGAACACAGAGAAAUGUCACAGAAUUUAAAUCGGAACGAAAACAUAUUGCAGAAUUUACAUUUGCAGCCAUUCCGUAUGCCAUUUUGCACAGCCAUUCUGCCUUUUACAUUCGCCUGUGUAGGUAACUUGUCCUGUGUGGGCAAAGUGACCAUAAUGGAAACAGCCUUCCAGUGGUGUGGACUGCCCCAAAUGUGGCAUAUUCUGUACCAAGAUAAAAUUCAGUGGCGGAAACUUUGCAAAAUAUUGGGGGGGGGGGGUGUUGAGUGCCGAAGGCACAAGAUUUCUGGGGGGGGGGUUAAGGUUAGGUAGACUGAGGCGGUUUUUCGGUAUACUGGAAAAUACCAGUUUUUUGAGAAACCGGUUUUUCGGUUUUGCCAAAGUCCAAGUACUGAAAAAAAAGGGAAAAAGACAAAGAACUGGGAAAAAACAAGAUAAAAAUGCUAAUGUUUCAGCUAAUCCUACUGCAGCUGAAAACUUGUAAAUACAUUCUUUUAACAUUGUCCUCUUACUUGUAUUUUUAUACCUCUGUAAGGUUUUAAUUUAUAUUAAGCUUCUAAAACCAAAAUUCUUCACAUAAUAAAAACACGUACUACAUGGUUUUAUGUGUAUGUUUAUUAUUUAUAGAUUAAAAACCGGUUUUUCGUUUUUUUCCCUGAUGGUUUUCGGUUUCCAUUUUUUUCAAGAGCCGCCCCAGCCUAGGGUAAGGGGGAAAGUUCCCCCAGAAAAUUUUUAAAAUUUUGAUUCCUGAAAUGGCAUUUCAUUUUGCAACAUUCUGAGAGCACAUUUUGUAUGUAAUUUCAGAUUUUCAAAACAUUAAUUUAAUGGUGCAUUUUGUUAUAAAUCAUAUGCUAAGUAUAAAAAACCGACAUUUCAGAGAAAAUAUUCUAGAUGAUUAAAUACAUUUGUGAAUGGAAUUGCAAGGUGGUUUAACUCUUUCUCGAAAAGUCCCACACAUUGUCAGCUUCUAGAAGCUGAGGACUUUGUAUGUUCAUAUCUUCGGUCCACUCACUUGCAUGCUAUGAACUAGACAAUAAUACUGGCCACCAUUCGAUUCAGUGAAACAAUAUCAACUAAUACCUAUAAGAUAUCUGAAUUCGCAAUUCCCCUUUACAUUGUGGUUAUAGUGGUAUCACUGAUAAAGAUAGCAAUAUUUUUCAGUUUUCAUAUUUAAUUUUAAAAAAAUUGAUUAUUGAUAAUAUAUUUGCAUUUCAUAAAGCUAUAUUAUACCGGUUCAAUCAUUUUAAUUAAUAAUAAUAGUUGCUCGCUUAGAAACUUUGUAAUGCGCGCACAACUACUGUACAAGUCAAAAUGUCAGAUAAAUUAUGGUUAAUUAUUACUUGUGAUACUAAUCUUGAGAUGCGCCAUAAAGUUUUUGGUUUACAAACAUGUGCUUUUUGGUAUCCUAUACAUGUGAUUUUUGACGUCAUCCGGCUAUGGGAGCUCCUUAUUGGCCAAGUAUAGCGUGUGGCACGCGCAUUACAUUUUUCAAAAUGAAAGCUCGCUAAAUUUUUUUUUUGGGGGGGGGGUGAUCGCCGCUGAUAAAAUUGCAAUUAUAAAGAAACUUAUGACAUGUGGCUGAGCCCGGGAAAUUUGAUUGCCCAUCAAAGCAUUCAAGCAAUCAAUUAUCAGGCCCAGCCAGUCUUGUUAUCAGAAUACAACUAUAAUCGAUAAUGGUUGCUCAAUAUACCAGUAUACAUAAAAUUCCAGUGUAUGCCUGCCUGAGUUUUAAUCUUGGGUAAAUCUAUAGGGUACCAGCCACUUAAUACCUAGUAUAUUUCAACCUAUAUUUAACAAUAAAAUACUGUAUACCAAAAGUAACAUGGUCUAAAAUUGCACUGGUCCUGGAGUGCUACCUGCAACUGGAAAUUUGAAGCAAAGCUUGAGAAUCAGUCACAGUCUGUUCAUGCAAGUAAAGAGUGUGGAUGAAUGAAAUUCAAUACUGCCUUAAAAUUUACAAAAAAGAAGCCUUUUAACUGGGAUCGAAGCUUUUUAUUAAUGCCUUUAUUCAGCUAAAACGUCCUAGUGGACCUUACUUUUAUUUUUUGUCUAGUGUUAUCGUAUUAUAUUUAUUUUUUGUCUAGUAUUUAUUAAUUGUUUUCAAUGCUCUUUCAAUAAGAGCAUUUUUCAGCAAUAAAAGUGUGCCAAGGAGUGAGGGUUCUUUCAGUCACUUUCGGCUUGGAUGUUUUGUAAUAAUUUUUUUUUUUAUUUUCCACACUGGAAAUUACUCUGUUUAUCAACUACUGAAACUGUUUUUUCAAGGACACAUAGUGACAUAGUCACAAAUAUAAAGAUAGUAUAUUUGAGUAUAUUUAGUAUAGUUGAGAUAAUAUAAAUAAUUAAAUAUAUGAAACUUACUUGCAUAUGAUAUUGAUAUUUUUAUGGUUUAUAUGAAAUAAAAUUGUUUAUACACUACCAACAUGUACUAGAUGGGACCUUGCUUGAUUAUGGGACCUUGAUGAUGGCCUCCAGUGAUUUGUUAUUUAAUCCAUUGAAGACAAGCGCUUUCCCCUUGAUGAGUAAAAUCAUCUGGCAUCAUACAGUAGUAAGUUGGGCACAUUAGGUCAGUCCAGAUCUGUUUCGUUGAUGUGGAAGGUGGGAGAUUAGUAAGUGGGGAGGUCUUUAUAAGUUUCUUCCCUUAAAAAGGGACACAUGCAUUGUUAGAGAGAGGGGGUUAUUUUUUGUGGUGGUGGUGGGCUUAAUAGAACAUGUACUGCUAGAAAGUAGAAACUUUGCAUUAUCCUUGGAAUCUCUGAGUUUAUAUAGUUACUAAUUUGUCAAGAGAAACCAAAGUCCCCCAGCUGAAACACAUGUGAGAAACGAAGUGAGCGUAUACUGCACGAGGAUUCCACGCUCAAACACGAGACUUACCAACUUCCUCCUUUUCGUGAAAAAAGUCUGUAUGGUUCUUUUCCUAAAUUUAUCAAAAGUUAAACAUCUUGAGCCGGUUGUAGUGUAUAAACAGGUAGGUGAAGCAGGGCGUUUUUAAGAAUUCGUCACUUGGGGGGAAGGGUGGGGCGGUCAAUCUACUUAUUUAUUUUUAUUUAUUUAUUUUAUUCGUCUUGUACAUAUUACAGUGGCAGGGAAUCCGCAACAGCGUUUGCCAAUUACUGCGGGCCCGAACAAAUAAAUUACAAAAAUACAUAUAUUAAACAACAAAGAGCAGUACUAACAGUUCCUACAUACAGCACAAUAAUGACGCUGUGAGGCUACGAACAGAAUUACACUUAGGACAUAUAGUUUUAUAACGUAACACGAGUACAAAGAGGAAAUAUAGUACUUAAACAUUGCCGACUUAAAUGACGAAAGACUAUCCGUAUUCAAAUUAAGUUCAUCAUAUUCGAGUUGCCCGAAUCAUGAAAAAUCUUUGAUAUGUUACCGUUUUGCAUUUUGGCACGACGUAACUUAGUACUGUUAUUGGCGGAGGAUCUAGUCGAUCUGGAAGUGCGGAUGUAGUGAAAGGGACCGUACUAUACUGAUUAUGGAGAGAUGACAGAUGGUUGUUGUCGUGUGUAAUAGUAGGGGGUCUGGGGGCAUUCUCCCACAGAAACCUUUUUUGUAUUUUUCCACCCCUAGGGCUGCAUUUUGUGUGUUUUCUGAACCUAGCCUUCCAACAGCUCAAAUGUAUAGGGUCUCGGAUAUGCUAUCCACUUAAAAUCUAAGGUAUUUGCAACACAAUGUUUAGCAUAUUUAAUUAAAAAGAUAUUGAAUCAUUUGAUGAUAAAAGACAUGACAUAAGAUUCACAAAUUUCAGUUACUAGAUCAGUAGAAUAUCAAAUCUCGCCUCGAAAUUUUAUUUUUCUUCCGAUGUUUUGCUUAAAUUUUAGAGAAAAGGGACUUUGACCUGGGGUGGGGGCCAAAUAUUGACCCUUGGGGGACUGGGGCACAAAGGGGGACUUGGGGCGCAAAGGGGGACUUGGGGGGAGGGGGCAAAUGCCCCCAGCUUAUAUGUUAAAAAGGUCCUGAGUUGAAGUGAACUACAGUUAGUUCGAAUGUUCAGCAAUUAAAGUCGCGUAUUUUAGAGUUCACUAGUAUUUACCUACACUGUACAAGCUAGUGCCUGGAUUAAACGAGGAUGAGAAUGCAUGAGAGUUGGCAGUCACUCAACCUUCCUUAGCUGUUCUUAAUGCUUUGCCAACACCAUUAUAAUUAUAUAUUCGAUUUAAGUUAAAACAUAUAGUUGGACCAAUUACAAAACCUUUUUUUUGUUAAUCGAGAGCUUGGAACGCCCCCCUGUAACAGUGUGUGACUGUCAAUUAAAUUCUGUGAAUAUAAUUUUUUAUUUUCUCAUUUGAAAGAACCUUUGAAACUAUAUAUUAACUUCUUUUACCGAUUUUUAAUAUCUUGCUUAGUUCUUGAAAUAUUUUCACUUGAAAUAAUGAGAUGUCCGCCAUCUUGGAUAAUUUUUUGAUCCGGCAUUAACGGUAGUUUUGGUGACGUCACAACAGGGAUUAACCAUAUAAAAGUAUUCGUUGCUGACCAAAUAUUGAUUGGUAGAUGUUUUAAAGCUUCUGAGUGAUCUUGAGUUUUCGAAGUGCAGACAGUGUCAGUGUAUAGUUUUGAGUGCAAAAUGAUUAUUUAGUGUUUGUCUAGAUAAAAAUAUCGCGUGACCCCUGUUGUGACGUGACAUGACAUGCAUAUCUACAAAAAAUGAAAAUUGCGGGCAUUUCAUUCCUUUCGAUCAAAAUAUUUGUAGAAGUAAGCAAGAUAUGAAAAAACGUUAAAAGAGUAUUAUAUAUAGUCUUAAAAGUUCUUUCGAAUCAGAAAAUAAAAAAAUACAUUGCCAUUUCCCUCUAAGAUGAAAGAUGUAUCGUAUACUGUAAAGAAGAGUAAGAUACUGUACAUGUUUUAAGCGAAUCUCAUUGAUAUUUGAGCCUUUGGCUUUGAGGAUGAACUAAAACUUUUCCCCAUGUAGUAUUACAGUAUAUGUACAAUACAUAUUGUAUACAUAGUGGUACAAUGGCUGAUCAACAUAAUGAAAAGUAGUAUGCAACAAUAUAGUCUUAAUUAUAGUGUCAAUUUAAUUUAUUUCUAUAGUGAUUUCAUAAUCUUACCUGGUUAUAUUGAUUUUACGCCAGAUAAAGUGGUAGGUAUUAAUGGAAUAAUUGUAUUAAUUUGUAGAAGGUGCGUCAGUUCUGAGUCAAUAGUGAUGGACCGAUAUCAAUACUAAAUAUUCGAUACCAGCGUUUGAAAGAAAAGUAUCGAUAAUGUCGAAAAAAUAUCGAUUGUUUCGAUACUGCUGAGCCUGUGAUCUUUUUACUUUUUUGCCAGCAGACACUACAAAAACGGUGUUGAAAGAUGUGCGAAUGCUUCUACAUUUCCAAAGUUUCGCCGCUUCAAUCUCAUCAACUUUGGUUUUAGUUAUUAAUAUUGCCUUUUGUUGUUUUCGCUUUUUGUUAUAUCCGUUUUUGAAGCAUUUGGAACAUGGCUUGCUCGCCUCUAAAACCGAGUUGAAUGUAGGCUUUCUAUUCUCUCAUUGUUUCCAUUUGUAUAGGACUUAACGUCAUCUCUAACAAAGAAAAUAACAUUAAAAACCCCUUUGAUUAGCUCGCCUAUGGACACUGUAACUGGUAAGAUUUCUUUUAAUCUUUACUGCUUGCGUAUCAAAUUCAUAUUACAAUUACAGUAUGUACAUUAUUGUAGUGAUGAAUCUAUAGCCAUGGCAAAAUAGGUUACAAUACAUUGUGACAAUGCAUUUCUAAAGGUCUGAUUAAUGCAAAUCAUUAAAAAUUCGCACAGCAUGACGUUUUGCUAUAGCUUCACCACUGCAUUAUUGCCAUUAAUGAUUUUGCGUUGUAUUGACAUACUGUUUUAUGUGCUUUUUCUAUAACUGCUACAGUAUGUAUGUUGAUAAUGGCAAUGUAAAAAUUUUGUAAAGUCAACGAAUACUACUGUGCAGUGUAUUCACCAUGCAAAUUGUAGAGAAAGUGGUUGUGUACUUUUGAAUACGAAGCUGUUGUUCAGAGUUGAAGAUUCACAAAACGUUUAAUAGAAAGAAUAUAUUUUAGUUAGACAAUUUAUUCAGCAGGUUAAUAUAGGGUUUUAGUAUUUUUGCACAAGUGAACAUAACAAAUCCUACACGUUGAUUGGUCAAAUAUGACUUAUAAAUAAGCUGUUAUGUUCACCUACAGGUGAAUAUAACAAAACAGAAAUUUUCAAAAUUGCGGCUACCCGUUUUGUGGAAGUUUACUGACAAAGAAAUAAGCGAAAUUAAAAUAAAUUAAGUCUCAAAAAACACAAAAGCUUGUGUAAAAAUACUAAAACAAUUAUUCUCCUCAGGCUCGGUGAUUAUCCGGGAAUAUUCAACUCGACUUCGUCUCGGCGAAUAUUCCCCGAUAAUCACCGAGCCUUCGGCGAAUAAUUGUUAAAUAUUACAGUAUGUCGAUACCUGUUCGUCCACGAAGGACUCGACAGUGCAUGUGCAAAAUCGUUUUACCGUGCAAGAGACAUGGCCACCGAGACGUAUCGGUCCACGAGCGACCUGGAGCAAAACGUUCCUAUGACCUCAUAAUUGUUAAACGGGAGAAACGGCGUUUUACAAUAUAUUACUUUUUGCAUAUAUCAUCCGGCACUAACGCAGCUUUUACAGGAUUUAUAUUCAGGAUUUAUAUUCUCAGUUAAGCAAUCUUGUAUCAAGAAAUCUCGUUGUUUUAGGGGCCCUUUUUGAGCUGGGAUCCCGGGGCAAAGUGUCCUUUCCCUCCUGGCCCCCCUCUUGGCGGGCCUGAUAGGCGUGCAACAAAACAAUGAGAGAAUGGCUGAUGAAAUAUUAUGGAACAUUCCGAUCACUGAGACGUGUUAUUGGAUGGCACUCACGCUAUGCUAUGCUAAGUUUCUUGGAAAUGGACACUAAAUUGACAUGUUAUCCUAAACCACAUUAGAAAUACGACAUUGAGUUUUCUCUUUCAUUAAUUUUAGAGUCAAAAAUGGCCAUUGCUAUGGCAGUAAGUACAUUAUAUUAUAUACUGUAUCUUCAGAUUUUCUUGUAUCUUUAAUAUUUAUCCUUUCAAAUACCUGUAAUAUAUUUAUUUUAUUUACGCGGUGUGCUUUUAAGUAAACAUUUCCAAAAAUUUGUUUUCUCACAAAAGACGGAUUGUACAUUGAUUUUCCUUAUGUACAAGAACUUUCAUAUCGUUCUUACAGUAGUUCAACAAGAGUUUCAUAUCGUUCUUACAGUAGUUCGUGAAAUAUGUGGACCGAAAACAGCGUAAAUUCAGUGAUGUAGCCAGGAUUUCUAGUCAAGAGAAGGGGAGCCGAUACUGUCUUUUACCCUGCGCUAUUUCGAACGAAGUUUGUUUAUUAUGUGAAAAUGUAUUUGGACUCCCACGUUAUCCAUGCAUAGGAUGGUACAAUGAACGUUUAGGGGGGUCCGAGGGCAGCUCCCCGGGAAAAUUUUUAAAUUCUAGAGUCGGUAAAGUGCCAUUUUGGGGGCUAUUUUAUUGUGAUUUAUUUUUAAUAACCAUUUAACACCUAACAAUUCUAACCAGAACAUUUUAAACAUAGCAAGAUAGAAAAUUUCCAUUACAAGAAAUGAAAAUAUAAUGCACAUGCAUGCUUGUACUGGGCAGAAUUUUUCCAAGGGGGACCCAAUAUUUUGCCAGGGGUAGCCGGGUCCCCCUCUGGCUACGUCACUGCGUAAACUAGUGGGCUGUCCGCCAUCUUCGAUUAGUGUUGGUACCCCAGUGAGCCCCAUAAACCAUACAUGUACAUAUCUGGAGCGAGAACUCGAGUCCAAAAAGUGAAGCCAGCUUCGUGUUAACCGCGCAGACAAAAACGAUAGAAAGGGACUGGAACUGACGUCCUCUAGCUCCUUCAAUUUCCGCCAUCUUGGCAAGGAGUGUGCCGAAAUUUUGUAUUUUGACACCGAUUUAAAGAAUAACAAUGCUAACCGUGCUUUUGACGUCACUUGUUAUUGUUAAUGAAGUAAAAGUUAAUCGAGGAUGGCGGACAGUUAUUUUUUCAGUGAAAAUGUUUUAAAAUUUAUAAGCAAGGUGUGAAGAAAUAUUUAUCUGCCAGGGAAUAUAGGGGCUAUAUAAUAAUAAGCGAGUGAGGGCUGUACGUGAAAAUAUCAAACCGAAGGUCUUGCUGUAUAUUGACCGAACGAUAGCGAGGCAUGGCCGAGUUUUGAUAUUUUCUAAUAUAUGGCAUUGUACGUUUGUAAAAAAUGAAAAACAUGUCAUGUAUGGUCACACGAGGGAAAAUUACAAAUUCCGAAACAUUUGCAAAAUAUCAACUGUACAAAUUUAUCUCUUGGUUAAUGGUUAGUGACACUGGUCUACAGCACCUUUUGUAGAAUAUUAACAGAGUUUUGAAUAGUAUUUCAAGGAAAUGACGAAGUAUACUUAGUCAUUAUGAAAACAAAAUAUAUAAAUAAACAAACAGUACCGGCAAGUAUGGUUUUAGUUCGCUUCAUUUCAUCUUCUUUAUCAACAGAAACAGAGUUUUCGAAAAACUGUAUCAAACUGUUUUAAUUGUAUUUUUGUUUCCGAUGGUGUCAAAUUCUUUUGGGCCAUCUGCCGCUCUUCGCAUGUUCAAAACAAAAUAUCCUUGACUGCAUGCUUUAAUAUAAUUAAAAACAUUGUAAAAUGUUCCUUAUAUUUUCGACUUACGCCAACAAAUCCUUAUAUUGUCUGUGUUAAGAAAGUUCUUUAAUAUAGCCGCGGCAGUUACCCCUUUCCGUAUUUAGGUCUAUUUUUCUUCGUUUUGAAUAUUUUCAAAGACUUUUAGACAUUUUUUUGUUUGAAACUCGGCUCUCGUCGCAGCUUCAUAGAGCAAUAAAACAAGUACAGUAUACUUGCCAUAUAAUAAAAUCCUAUAUAUACACACUUGUCACACCUAUAUUUAAUUAUAUGACUGUCUUUACGAGCACGACCAUUCAAAAUUACCGACACGUUUUACCUUCGCUCUUGUAGUUACAGGGUGGUAUUGGUAUCGUUCAUCAUAAUUGUUCAAUUGAGAGCCAAGCAAACGAAGUUCGUAAAGUCAAACGUUUUGAACAAGGUUUUAUAAUCGAUCCUGUAGCAGUCGGUCCGGAUGCUCUUGUCAAAGAUAUUUUUGAUAUUAAAGACAGACAAGGAUUUUCAGGAAUACCUGUUACCGGUAAGUUAAGGGAAAAUUUAGUACUUUUUAUUCUCUUUUUUGUAAAAUAGCAAACAGUUUGGAUGAGGCGGAACAUGGUGCACGAUCGAGCUCAAGUUUAUCCGAAGGUUGAGGCGCGGUAAUAUUGAAAUAAGUCUGGAUACUUCAUGAUAUACAUAACUACUUGUAUACGCGUGUAAAAAUUAUGAGCCCGCUUUUUAACAAGGUUGAACAAUGUUGUGCUGCCCACGUUGUUCACUCUUGUCAACAAUGUUGAACAAUAUUGUUGAGCCUGAAUCGGGUGUAACAAUGUUGUUCAAUAUUGUUGGCAACUGUGAACAAUGUGAGCCGCACAAUAUUGUUCAACCCUGUUUACAACAAUAUUGCAACAACCUGAUCGUUUUUAGCCGUGCAGAAGCUUUUCUGCCAUCUUAAUGCCAACAUGAUAUAUUAAGCCAGUCUCUACCAACAUGAUAUAUUAAGCCAGCCAGUGUCAUAAUUUGCCCUUGCUUGAAAGUGCUGUCUUUUUUGGUUGUCCCAAGUGUGACUUUCCAUUGCGGCAUCGUGGGCUCAGGAUUGCGCAAUUUAGCUAAAACAUGCUCACGACGAUUAUUAGGACCAAUUCUACACAAUGUUAAUCAGAACGACUUUCGUAUUUAAAUACGUUUCAAAUCUUAGACGCUGUAAUUGUGGGACAUAUUUUAUUAUAUUUCAUUGCGCAUGCGCUUGAACUUUUCUGUGUUUUUCGAUAUGAUAUCGCUGAACUCUAUUGGUUUUGUAUGGUUUUAUUGUGCCGUCCUCUGAGUGUUUGUGAUCAUGAAGUGACGGCCGCCAAGAAGUGAAGAACAUCUACAUGUUUCAAAUUAUUUUUUAGAGUAUUGCGAUGGCAUUUUACCAACCGCGAGGCCAGUGUGAACGCCUGAGCAGGCGUCUUGUUUAGCUUAUAUAGCCAUCAGCUAAUAGGGAAAAUAAAUAAAAUUAAUAUAUCGACACCACUUACUGUUGCCACGUUGCAAUUGUCUGUGUCAAUUAUAUUUCGCUUGCAUGAACUGAUCUUACAGUACACUAUAUAUAGAUGAGGUCAUGAGGGUCAGGUAUGUGUUCCAUUUUGUGUGUAUCACAAAUUGCUUGCCCGAUACAGUAAGCUAACUAAUCAGGGUUUCUUCUAAAAUUUUUAUACUGUAAAAGUGGUUGCCAAAUUGCGCUCGACUCGUAAAAGAAACACAACUCAAUAAUGCAUGCAAGAAAAUGAAUUUAUUACUCGUGUUAUUAUUAGCAUGACAAAAUUACUGGAUGCUGAUUGGUUGAGAGGAGUACAAUUAUUUCAUUAAUUGUACUGCAGUACAAUUAAUGAUUUUCCCAAAACAAACAAAAUGGCGGAAAGGUAUUUUAAACACAAAUGUGAAAUGAAAUUGCAGUGGAGGAACUAGAUGAAAAUACGAACAAAAGUACAAAAUUUUGCUUGAACAAAAGAACUAAAUGAAAAUACAAACAAAAGCACCAUAUUUUAGUUGAAAGUCUGGCUGGACUGGGCUUUGGCGAGAGAAUAUGAUGUUAACAUUGAGAAGUACGUAUCUAAUUUUGUCAUGCUAACAAUAAACAAGUAAUCAUGCGAUGUUGCUCGUACAAUUAGGGAUUAAUAGUACUCGUGAUGUUUGGAAAUUUGCCAAAUUGGACUCGCCCUGGCGGCUCGUCCAAUUUUGGCAAAAUUUCCAAACAUCACUCGUACUAUUAAUCCCUAAUUGUACGAGCAACAUCGCAUGAUUACCUGUACUAAUUGCUCUCAUACUUACAUACAGUAUAAAUUCAGAAAAAGUACUAAACUAUAGUAACCUUGGCUCGGAAUAGGUAUGCAUGCAUGUAUGAGAAAAUGGUGACAACGAAAACGUUGACAGAUAAUAUUUUUGCUCCAAAUGUGAAUAAGAAAUGAUUAUUUCCGGGCAAAGUGCCACAUGGCAUGUUUUGCUUAUCAUUAUCAUCCUACUUCAGUUAGAUGUUGUGUUAUUUAGAGAGUGGUACCAUGGGGAGUGUUUUACUUGGUAUUGUUACACACCGUGAUGUAGACUUCCUGAACACAGACAGCCUUUCGAUGCGGGUCACAGAGGUGAGUUACCAUAGCUCGACAAGUGGAGAACAUCCUCCUAGUCGGCUUUUUCUUGAACAUUCGCACGCUAUUUCACAUGGUAUUUCAUAUGUGAAAUUUUGUUUGGAAUUUGAACAUUUCAUACGUGAAAAAAUGCCAUUUCGUAUUUGCAUGAAAUUGCAGUUUUCACGGGGAAUUAGGUGACAUUUCUGUGGCCGGUUGUACGAAAGCCGGAUAGCAUGCACUUCCACCGGAUAGUGACUCUUUAAAUUAUUUGUUUGUAAUAAAGCCCGAAAGGCUGAGAGACCAUGCACGGAUGGAGAACCCACAAUAAAUAUAAAGAGACUUUUAAAUACUAAACUUCAAUGGGUUAUGGUAUACCAAUCGACGACCUAUUUUAGAAAGUUUCAAAAAAUUUUCGACUGUGACACAGAUAUACGCGAUAGAAAAAAACAGUUCAGCAGUUCAAGACAAUCGUCGUCAUGUAAUCAUUUGUAUAUAUCCCGAAAGUUUUAGCUGCAGAUAGAGAUGUCUGGAAAGAUUUAUUUUAGGCGAGCUAACUAUAUCGACAAAUUGGCAGGUAAUGACUCCAAAAGAAAAAUUGAUCGUUGCCAAAGCUGGUUGUACGUUAAAAGAAGCAAACAAAAUUCUUCAAGAAAGCAAGAAAGGUAAAUGUACUAUUCUUCUUUGUAUUCUUCUACAGUACAUGUAUUUUAUGUAAUGAGCCGUCGAUCCGUAUUGGCUUUAGUUUACAUCAGUACGAAGAUUUUUAAAGCAAUUAUUGAUUGAGGUUGAGCACGAUAUGAAGAAUUAUCAAGCCCGACGUUUGUGUUAUCAACCCGAAGCCACAGGCUGAGGUUGAUAACACAAACUGAGGCCUUGAUAAUUUUUCAUAACAUGCGAAAACCGAUUUCAAUAAUUGUCUUAUCAAAAGAUAAAAAGAUAUUUGCAAAAGAAAAUCUUUCCUUUUUCUUUCUGGUUUCAAAGCCCUAAGCCCUUCGUGGCUUUUUUCAAUUCUUUUAUAUAUUUUAAAUUUUCCAUCCCACGACCGAAUGCGGCGCCAUAUUGUUUUGCUCGUGUUUGCACAUUUCGUAUUUCCAUAGCAUGACGUAUUUUUUCAUAUCAGCAUUGUGACGCACUCCGUUUGGUAUUAAUGUCAAAACUCCACAUCUGGUCAGCUAUUGAGUUGAUAUGACAAUUUCACAAUUGGUUAUUAGCCGGGCAGAAAUCAUGAAUUCUUUUAAUUAAAUAGUCGUGCUUAUCGACUACUUAGAGCUACUGUAGUUUCUUUUAAUUGAGAAAAUGGAACGAAAUGAGAGCCUGGGGCAAAGUCUACGAAUUAAGGCGGCCACUUUUUAAUAGACGAUCAUGAGCGACUUGAAAAAAUGUUUUGAACAGCAAAUCGCUUCUUUGUGAUAUUUCCUGAAUACUUCAAAAGUUGUCAGCUGCUACGUAUUUACUUUAUUUAUUUAUUUAUUGCAUACGUUUCGAUACUGUCUUGUCAAGGGACGCCGGUAUAUUAGAAUAUAUGAAAAUCGAUUCCAAGCACCAUGUUUUUUAACCACGACCACGGAGACAUGUUGCCACUCCCAAGGUAUUUUAUGUGACGGCCAGCUUUGACCCCCUGGCUUAAAAGUGUGAUUCGCAAUACGUGACGUACUGACAAUAGUGUACUUUCAGUAAUUUUUUUAACUUUGUUUUAGGAAAACUGCCAAUUGUAAACGACAAAAAUGAACUAGUUUCUUUAAUUGCAAGAUCUGAUCUGAAGAAAAACCGCGAGUAUCCUCUCGCUUCCAAAGACAAUACCAAACAACUUCUGGGUAUCAUGAUUUUAAUAUUUUUUAUUUUCGGGUGUAGAAAAGUAUGUUCCGUGUAUAAUCCAGUAAUCACUGGCUGCGGCGGACAUUUCGCAAAUAUACCAGGGGUAUAGGAAUUUGGGUUGUCAACACUUCCAUGCCCAUGUGAUUUUGUACUGCAUAUUUAGGUCUUCAAACUUUAGGAUUAUUAGCCUUUCAUAGAUGGAAAAUACGCGAGUUAAACAUUGAAAGUGUUGCCAGCUGUACCCUUACCCACUUGCUACGGGCUUUCUUCUUGCACAGCAAUCAUGCCAUAGACCUGGUCCUAUAUUCGGAAGAAUGGUAAACAAUCCCGACCAGUGCAAUGCAAAUGCGACUCAAGUACAGAAAUCAUGGAAAAUGCACCAGAAUUCAUGCUGCGAGCAGGCUACGUUGCUCCAAUCUGCACAUUAUUUAAGGAGAAAAGCCGCUGACCAGUCUUUGACUAAAAUCAAUCACAUUUGAAUUUGUGAAAUAUUAAAAAAAUGACAACCAUAUUCAACAGCGUCUGAGGCUUAACCCAGAAGUUCCAUUUUUUUAAACUGUGUGAAUCUCGCUGCACACGAGAACAGUGGGAAUGAUAAUUUGUAGCCUCCGAGCAAGCUCGCUGAGGCUAAAAACAAAAUUAACACGAAAGCCAUACGACUUUGAAUAAUUUUUUUUCCCAAAUCAAGACGCAAAAUUUUUAUUGGUCAGGAUUUAUAUUGGCAGUUCGUUACGUUGCUAUUGAUAGAAUAUAGCACAUCAGGUUUUUUGCGCGACGUGCGAAUUGAAACUUAUCCACAUUUUUACAUGUAAUAUGUCUUUGAAAUUCAGUGCAUGCUACACAACAUGACAUGCAAUAGCCUACACGUACAUAUUUGCACGUCAAACAAUAUUUCACAGUGAAAUGGUUUACCUGAUAUAAUCGACGCUCGGAGGGAAAACUUAUACAUAUUACCACAUGUUACAUAUUUUUGGAAUAGUCACAUAAUAAUGGUGAAAAACGUGCAUGAACGAAUCGACGUUUGGAUACUUGGUUUCAUAUUACCAGUAACAUAACAAUUUAAAAUUUACGCCUUAUUUUAAGUUCAUAUCUUGGGUUUUCAAGAUGUUUUCAUUUUUCCGAAUUUGUUUUAUAUUUUCUUUUCUUAAUUUGUGGCUGGUUCUCGCUUUUGAAUAAUUUUAUUGCCUGUAAGAUUUUAUUUUUAGGGACCAUAUUCCCCCUCGUCGGGGAAUUUCUCAUGGCGCCACCACAUCAAAAUAAGAUGAAAAAUAUAAUAAUAAUAAUAUUAUUAUUAGUUUGGAAUUUCAGUUGACGGGCGGGUAUAACAAAAAACGGCUAUUUUAACGUAAUGAUCGAGUUUAGAGACAUACAAUUAAAGACUCAAAAGAUGAAUUAUACCAAUCAGUUUUUAUUGUACAACCAUUCUGAUAUAGGAGAAAAAGCGUUGUUUGAUUGCCCGUCAUUUGGAUGAAAAGUCACGUGAUUGCAAACAAAGAAUUGGCCAACACUGGACGUAGGCUCGCGUUUUGGCAUCAUGUGCAUGUUGAUAUUUUGCUGCAAAACUUGUUGUUGCAAAGCUUUAUUGUUGCAAAACUGCAAAGCUUUAUUGUUGCAAAACGGCAAUAUAUAGUCGAAAGAUUAGUAGUUUGAAUGAAUUUUCGAAAUAUAUACUGUAGGUAAUGUUAUUUUGUGAGCUUUGAUUUAAUGACUAGUGUAAAAUGUAAUCUGAAACACUUCGUAAAAUGUUUUGAAAUGCUAAUUCUCAACUUAACUGCUUUUGCCCAAAUUGUUGAGUAAUUUCAGUUCGGUCUUCAAAUUAAUUUGCUCCUUUACAUUUUAAAGGUUUUUUUCUUAAUAAAUUAAGCAGGGUGAUUUAGAAAACAUACAGCUUCAUUCAGAUGGAAAGCAGUGCAAGUUGUAGACAAAACAUUGAAGCAACAAAAUUCAUAAGCAUUCAACAUUCAACAUUCAACAUUCAACAUUCAACAUUCAACAUUCAACAAACUUACCGUAUUCCUCUUAUUUUUUCUUCUCAUUUCUGCAAACAAAACUUGAUUCCACUCCUGGGAUCAAACAGCCAUAGCUUAUCCCACUCCUGGGAUCAAACAGCCAUAGUUUUGAGAUCAGUGUGGAGGUCCACCAAUGAAACCUGGGGUCGUAGCCAGGCGCCCGCGAUCAUUGAUGAACUGCGCUAAUGCUUUCCUUUUUCCGGGUGUAAAUAGCCGAGCGGAAUUUUUGUUUCGCACGACAUGUGCUACUUUUUUUCUUAGAGAUUCCGGUACAUUUCCGUUUUCACUGAUGUAAUAUUCUACCUGUACCUUUUAGUUGGCGCGGCCGUAAGUACAAGAGAAGAGGAUAAGGAGAGAAUAAAAGCUUUGGUUGAGGCUGGCGUUGAUGUCGUAAUAUUGGAUUCUUCUCAAGGAAACUCGAUCUUUCAAAUUGACAUGAUCAAGUAUGUGCUAUAAACUUUUGCACUGUAUUAUAAGAAAAAAUACGUUUCUCCGUAUUUGAAUAAGCUAAAUUAUCAAACACGAUCUAUUUUAUGUUUUUGUUAUCUAAAAUUUGUUAUGGAUAUCCGUGCAAAGAAUAAUAUUAAAACAUAGCAAAUGCUCUCAUUACUUUUAAGAUUUCACAUGCAGGGUAGCCAUGCAUAAUUUCAGUUUUAAUAAUAUACAUAUUACCAAACAGCAGUGCAAUUUUCUGUAAUCACAGUGCAAUUUUCUGUAAUCACAGUGCAAAAAUCUGUAACAAACUGAUCUGAUUGGUGGAAAAACAUUGUGAUGAUAAAAUCAACCAAUCAGUUUAAAGCAGUUUAGUUUAAUAAGGAAGUAACGGUCACAGAAUCCACUCACAGAUUGCUUCAAAACAAAACAAACAUGGCGCCGCGCCAUUCAACGAAGUCAACUUUUACUUUAAAAUGUAUAUUAAAGUAAAAGUUGACUUCGGUUGGAAAAUAUGGCUUUUAUCUCUUUCUUUUUUUUAAAUGGAAAAGCCUUUACCUUAAACAAGACUAACAAAACUUAUAUAGUUGAGCGGAAUUUUCAAGCUGUUAGCGUUGUAUAAUGUGAUAUAACAAAGCCAGGAAAACGUUGCCAGUCGAAUGUUCGUUAUAAACGUUAAGUUAAAACUACAAUUGCCUCGAACAUUUUUACGUAAAUUAUUGAUAAGCAAUAGCAUGGUUUCUCGUGAAAUUUGGAUAAACAUGCACUCGUGAAAUUUGGAUAAGGCGUAAAAAAAAUACCUGUGGUUCCGGUUUCAUAUCGCGAAAAAAUUAGGGUCGGUAGGUCGGAAAUAAACUUUUUUUGAAUAUUUUUUUCAUGGUUUUUUCAAUAAUUAGCGUGACAACAGACACCAUUUUGGCACUAGCCCGCAACCACUCGGAGAAAAUAGGGUCGCACGGUCAAUCGCGUUGAAAAAAUAAUAGGGUCGGCAGAAAAAAAUAGGGUCGGUCGGGAACCGGAACCACAGGUAUUUUUUUUUUCGCCUAAACAUGCACUCUCGUCCUUCGGACUCGUGCUAUUUUGAGGUCUUUGAAAAACUCAUUCGUGCAUGUUAUAUCCAAAUUGCACUCGAAACCAUGCUAUUACCUAUACAUAUACCUAUACAAAGCAAACUAAACGGUGAGAUUACAACAAUUAUUGACUUCACUGUUACAAGUUUUUCAGCUUCUUACGAAGCUUAUUCAAAAUCUUAUUUGUUUCCAAUCAUUUCCGAGAAUGUUUGCGUAUAUCCGUGAUGUUUGCUCAAUUUCCUUGAGUUGUCCCGUAUCUACUUAUAAACAGGCGUUGAUAAAUUUGUUGAUCAUGAUAAUAAUAGACAGACUAUUGAAAUUAUGUUUCUAAAGAACGAAUCAUAAAUACUGAUCACUUUUGUUUCUAACUAAUCAGAAUAUUACAAUUUCAAUUAAAAAUACAAUAGCUGCAAAAAUCGUUGAGUGUUGCGAGUUCUGUGUGCAGUCCUAAUUGUAAUUGCUCCCACAUUAGGUACAUCAAAGAACACUUUCCCAGUCUACAGAUUGUUGGCGGAAACGUGGUGACAGUCGCUCAAGCGAAAAACUUGAUCGACGCUGGAGUCGAUGGUUUGCGAGUUGGUAUGGGUAGUGGAUCAAUAUGCAUUACACAAGAAGUUAUGGCAGUUGGAAGGUCACAAGGAACUUCUGUCUACAAAGUUGCAAAUUAUGCAAAGGAGUUUGGUGUUCCUGUUAUUGCGGAUGGAGGGAUAUCGUCCGUGGGAUUCAUCACAAAGGCUCUGUCACUGGGGGCAUCAACGGGUAGGUACACUAGCUGUUUAUGACUUACAGUAAUUACGCAUGACGUCACACAACAUGAAGUUAACUAUGGUUGAACGAUGCAUGGCGGUAAAUUUGCCAACAUCGAUCGUUAAGGGGUAAUAACCAUACGAUGUAUAUUAUAACAAUACCCUUCGAAUUCGACUGAUAUAAUUUACCCUGACCUUGCUAAUUCCCGAUAAUUAUCAUGCACAAGCGCUUAUAUCUGGGCGGUGUCUUUGGGAAAAUGGCCUUUUUCUGUUUCAGUUUUAGUCGUUUUAAUUUCGUCGUCGAAAGUGGCAUUUCCGCAGUAACCCAAAUCCAUGCAAACGCACUAAAUGCUUCCUCGCAUACAAUUUCGUUAAAUUUUCACCGAGUUGUAACGGUUUUAUGGAUUUCACGUUGCGUCGUACUCUGCACUUCAUCGCGUGUUAAGUUAAUGUGUUUUUGUUGGUGCAACGGCACCGAUACUCCGAAAUUUGGGUCUCCGAGUUGCUUUGAGUCUUUAGCAAGUUGCACACUUUUAAAUAUGAACAAUGUACAAGGUAAAGUUCGUUUCAUUAAGUUGCAAAAUUCCAAAAUUGACAGUAUAUAUGUUAUAUAUGACUCAUACAGUAUAAUCCCGGGGCGAGGGUACUAAUUCCCCUCGGCUAUUUACACCCAUGCAAAGGAAAUGAAAGCAUUAGGGAAGCCUAAAGUUCAUCAAUAAUCGCGGGUGCAUGGCUUGGCUUUAUGCAGGGCCGCCGAGAGAAUUCACGGGGCCCGUGGGUAAAUCUUCUGUGGGGGCCCCAUGACAUCAUUAUUUUUAAGCUAGACCGAAGUCAGUCACCCAACUAGACCUUAGCUAGAGUGACUGAAUGUGGAGCUACUGUAAGGGGCCCUUAAUUUCAAAAAUGCUCUGCCCAAUUUAAAGCCUGAACCUACUAAAUUUUAGGCUCUCGCUCUCAAGUUGGGGCCCUAUUAAGGUGGCGGCCCGGGGCAAUUUGCCCCCCCCCCCCGCCUCUCGGCGGCCCUGGCUUCAUGGUGUCAUGGGUGGACCUCCUACUGAUCUCAAAAGUAUGGCAAAUGUAUUGAACCAUUGAGGGAUUUUUGUAGAUGAAAAUUUCGAACGGAAGAUUAUAUACAAUUUUAGACCUAACCAGGAGCAGUUGUGAAAAAUGAUAGACCCUCUGGCAGGAAUCGAACCUUCGGGCCUGCGAUUCCAGGGCAGCGCUCUAACAAACUGAACUACAGAGUCGAGUUGUCGAUCUAGAAGUUCUUGUAUGUAUAUAGAUUCCUGCCAGGGGGCCUGUUGUUGCAUUUUUCGCAAUUGCUUCUGGUUAGGUUUAAAAUUGUACAUUCCGCUCGAAAUUUCCACCUUCAGAAUUCCCUCAACUUUAAUUUAUCCCGACGCAGAACGCGUCAUUUGGUCGCGCAGAAUAGGUGGGCAAUUUGUCUGAGCAUGCGCGAAGAAAAUCAAUAUGGCGACAUAUAUUAGGAGUGUUUCGUGAAUUUAUCUGGUUUUAAAGCUGAUAAAACAACAUUUUAAUGAACGAAAACUUUGUAAUAUUUAGUGGAAAACAUUAAGCUAUGCAUUAAUUCCAAAGGUUUUCCAAAUAAGUGCUUUUGCUUUAUUUUAUUGCUUUGAAAACAGGCAAGCCCAUUUUUUUGCAAAAAUGUAAUCUAAUAUUUUACCCAACAUUUGUUUAAUCUGAACAGAAAUAGAUAGAACACUUGGCUAUAUAAGUAUUGUUAGCUGAUCUGAAAGAUUUCAGUAUUCCUGGUACACAUUUUAACAAAGAAUGAAAUGUAAUUUCAAAAAUUAAAUAUGCAUAUCAAAAACAAUAGUUUUUAUUAGAACAACAUAUAAUAAGUUGUUAUUUUCUAUUUUUACAAAAAACAAGUUUGGAAACAGGAUUUAGUCCUCCAGCUUCAUGUCAUAUUCCAUUUAUUUGGAUAUUUCAAUAAAGGAAUGUGAAAUAAUAAUUUAAUCUUGUGCAAAAUUUGAUACCAACACACAUGUGAACAGAUACUAUCACCUAAAAAUAAGAGAACUGAACAGAACUUAAAUUUAUCAUAUAAAAUAAUAUAUAAAAAUAACAGAAAUAUAUAUAUAUAAAUAACAGAACUUAAAUUUAUCAUCUAAUGCUAGGAAAAAAAACUUAUAGAUACUACAGGCAUAUAGUGAACACAAUUCUUUAUUCUGUGAUUUACAUAACACUAGUUAUAAUUUAAGGGUCAACCAGUAUUGUUUAAGACAUAUUUUCCUCCCAGAACACCUUUUCAAAAUACUAACCCACACAUGUCAAAAAUAGUGUAUAUUUAUUUAUUAAAGGGCAAUUUCAACCCUUUGGCACAUUUUUCCUAUGAAUGAUUUUAAUUCUAAUCAAAAGACUAUAGAUAAAACUUUGAUUUAAAGCUAGUUUCAAGUGAUGAGCAUACCCUAAAAGAAGAUGGGUCAUUUCAACAUAAACAUUGAAAUAUGGUUAUAUUGACAGCUCUGUCACACAUGUCGUUUGGCAUUAGCAGACCUUCUGAACCAUUUUAAUGAAAGUAUAGUUCACAAAGUUCACAUUUUCACUUCUUAACAUCUGUUUUAAUCCAACUAGUUCCGUAGGCACGAGCAAAAUUUAGUGUUGAUGUAAAUAUUCAAAUCCAGUCGUUUCCCCGGUGUGAAUGUAGUCCAUUCCAAAGCUGAUUUCGACGUACUUUAGCUUUUCUUUGGCCUUCCUCAGUAAGAUUAUCGACUGUUUCACAAACAUAUUUGAUAGUAAACAGCUAAAAUGUUCUCCGAAAGUCUAUAUUUUUGCUCUUCGACGCGAAAAUGGCAAUUCAGGAAGAAAUGAGCCGCUAUUUUUGUCAGCGUCGACAAAUUUCCCACCUGUUGUCACGCAGUGGAUUUGUACAUGCGUAUUUUUACAUGCGAAGACUGGAACCUAGGUAAUUUGGGGCAUCAACCUCGUAUCGUCAUUGGUCGAUUAAGCCGCAAAUCAACUGCCAGCUGCCGAUUAAUGGCCUAUGGAUCUAUAGAUCUAGGCUAGUAUUGCUCAUUAAACAAACCUUGAAUAAUCUUGUAUUUCUCCAUGGAGGCCGUAUAAAUCUUGUAUAUUAAUCUAUUAAACACUCUUCUGCACUGCCCGAAAUGAGCCCCUUUUUUGUUGUUGUUCUCUCCCAUCGGAAACAUGCAUACCAAGUCGAAAAACUCAUAUAGAUGUAGCAUAUUGCAGGCGAUUUAAGUUAUUAUCUUUGAUAUGUUAACUUUGUCUUUCUUGGAGAAAUAUAGCUGUACUUUAGUGAAUGAUAUAAUUUCAUCAUUCGUAAAUAAUUUAAGUCUUAUGCAUGCAUGUUUGAACAAUGUCAAUAAAAUAACGUAUAAUCUCGCGUAUAAAGCAUACAAUUCAUUAAAAAGAAUCCAAUAUAAAGCGCUAAAAUAAAGUUUACGUUCAAAGUAAUUCAAAGCUAAACGUAAAUACUUUAAAAUUCAGGUUGACAUAAGUUUAAUAAUUUGUCGACAUAUAUUUAAUAAUUUCGAAUGCUUUCAUAAUUUGGUAAUGGAUUUAAAUUACCUUCAAGAUUCGAUUUACUUCAUUACAUUUUAAACUUUAGUCGCACCAAUUUUAAAAUCCAUCUGGCGAGGUAUUUGUAUGACUUGAUAUAAACAUGUCAAUGCCAUUACAUAAAAGUCCUAAUCCAGCAUCAUUGUAGUAAUGUUACACCAGAAGUAUAUAACGGUAUAAAACAUGCAGACAGUGGCGUAACUGGCGGGUGUCCAGAGACGCCUGGGGGCCCCCGGCAAAAAUGACCAUAAAAUGUUUGCUAGUACAUUGGGCAAAUUGGCCCGAGCCGCAGUUAUAGAGGGUCAGAACAUUUGCAAUGGAUGGCCCGCAAAAGCAGGAAUUGGUGAAAUUUGGACCCCUUUUUAGUGUAAAGUUUCACUUUACACUAUUGUGAUGACUGGCGAAAAUUUAAACGAACAGCAGUCAGUCAUGCAGUCAGUCAUGCAGUCAGUCAGUCAUUCAUUCAGUGAGUCAUAGAGUAAACUUUCCGGAAUCCGGAGGGUGCAUACGAUUUAUGUUUGUAGUUUAUUGUACUUAAUCAGUGUUUUAAAGGUUAUUUAGGCAAUUUCAGUUGUCUUAUUUUAAUAUUCUUUUAUACUUUUGCCAAGUUCACAAAAAUUUCGAGGAACGUUUAGAACAUUCGCUUCUCAUGUUGUGUAAACGAUCUUUCCCCCGGAACACCCGAUUUUUCUUUAGCAGCGCAAAUGCGCAUGCGCUAUCAAGCCGUAGAUCAACGAUGGCGUGACGAUGCACGAAGGAGCGACACAGUGUUGUAGUUUCAAAUAUAUAAAUAUUGCAGACGUGAAUAUUAAGUAAAUCUUUGAGAAUCUAUACGCAAUAUAUAAAUUGAUGUUAUGCAUUAUGGGCAUUCAAUCAAGUAUACCGAUAUUAUUUAGACGGUAUAUUCAUUAUACAGUGCCGAUACAUAUUGGUUAGACCGUAUAUUCAUUAUACAUCGACUGUAUAAGGUGCUACACUGCUACACCACAGAGUAGAUGGCUACACUCAGUACAAAGAGCAAAAAAUUGCAUCAGUGUUUGUAUCAUUGUAUGGCAUUUACGAAGAAAAUAACCAACAAAAUAACUUGCGAGACUAAAGAAAAUCUCUUGACUCGUCAGAGCUCUUUAUUCAAACGAGAAAGACGAGGAGAUAGCCAUCGCGCGUGUUAUCACCAACCGGCAAGGAGCUAUCCAACGUGUACAGUCACGGGCCUUGUUCACAUGUCUGGCACAACGGUGCAAACUCGUGCUCAAUGCAAUGAGAACUCUACCAGAUCUUACGAGAAUCUAUUUGUAUCAAAGCUUUAUCAAAACUGCUAUAAACACUGCUAUAACUGUGAAACUAUUGACAUCUAAAGUGACAUUAAUAUUGAAUACUUGCGAAAAGCUGAAAAUGACUCAUGAAAAACAACUUGAUCUUGGGAAUAUAAAGUCAAAGGUCACUGAGACUUGUUAUUAGAGGUGUGCAUUGGAUCGGAUUGGACGUUUGUAAUCCGACAAUUGGCUAAUGUUAAAAUCCAAUCCGAUCCGAAAUUGUCUAAUCCGAUCCGAGUUUUGAUAAAGAAUUCCGAUCCGAAGAAUCCUUUAAUAAAAUAAAUUUCUCAUUCAAGUGGAAAUAUUUAACCAAAUAAAUAUAAAAGCAAGAAAUACAUAGUCUUCUAGUCUACUAAUCUUUUGUUUUUGUCGUGGAUAAUUAAUUCAUUUUAUUUCGAAUAUCGAAGUCCGAUCCGACUACGAAACAACUUUAUCAAUCCGAUCCAAUCCGAAAUGAAUAUUUUUGUUCCGAAAUCCGAACGAAUCCGAUCGGAUCGGAUUUGCAUACCUCUACUUGUUAUUGUAAAACAUGUCACAAUUCGGUUAAAAUGCGGAAGCGGAUGCGGAACUGAUAUGGGGGUAAAAUGCGGAACGGAUAUGGGGAUAAAAUGCGUCAUUUAAUGAGUUUUUCGCCUCAUUUUUACGUUUCUGUGUUUUUGAUUUAUGCAUAUUUUUUGUAAUGGAUGCAACGUCGUAUUAACUCGUUAUACAGCUAUUUCAAUUAAAGAGUGUCACUGAGACAAUAGUCAAAUGUGCAAUAUGGGCGCUGAUAGUUUUAAAUAAGUUUAGUAUAUCAGUAGCCUCAUUGGGAUACUUUCAGCGACAGCUCCCAAUGCAAAUGUAGUUUUAGAAUAUACAAAAUUUGGUUGUUGGUGAAACGAUUUAAAUUUCGAGUUGUCGCGUGUAGCAUCACAAUAAAUAAAUUGUAUCAGUUCCACGAGGCACGACGUUUCUGAUGUGUUAGCCGUUAGGCUUGUUUCAAACGUCGCGCUACUUAUACCGAACGCAUUAAAAACAAUAGAUAAUGAGAUGAAAUGCCUAUGCUAACUGUUUAUUUCGUAGUGUAAGCCAUCAGCUUUACAAAACAGAAAGUCGUCAUGCCCAAAUAAGAGCUCUUGCAAUUCAACAUUUAAUAAACGAGUUACGAAGGGAGUGACAAGGAAUUGUUUAUCUCUUGAAAACGUUGUUCUAAUCCUUGGAUCCCUUGUUUUAGUAGUUAUGGUUGGGGUGUUCCCCUUUUUGUUUUUUCUUUUUGUUUUACUUGCCACAGUGCGGAACAUUUUUUUGAACCCUCUUUUUUAAUGAAUAUGGUUCGAAAAAUUUGUUUUCUUCCCCCCGUAAAGAUUUGACGGGGGGGGGGGGCUCCGGAGAUUGCGUUACGCCACUGCAUGCAGAAUAUCUAAGCGAUACACUGUAAAUUUUAACCCAGUGCCGUUGAGUGGGGCAUUCUGCCCUGGGCUCCCAAGCUCAAAAUUGGCCUCCAGCUCAAAAUUAAAGGCCCUCGGUUUGGUAGAUACAAGAUUGCUUUAGCCAAGAAUAUAAAUCCUAGCUGCGUCAUUGCCAGAUAAUAUGGAAUAAAAAGUGCAAUACAGGGUGUAUAAAAAAAACUGAACAGAUAUGAAUUCGCUCUCAAUUUGGAAAAACAGCUGUUAGUAUCCAGUUUUUGAUGUAUAUAGCUUCUUUGGGUACUUAUUAUAAUGUAGAAUAAUGUGUCCUUUCCAACAAACUAAAAAUGGCUUGCGCACGAAACUUAAAAACUUUAAUCAUAUUUUGAGUUAAUAGAUGGAACAUUUGUUGGGUUUUUAAUUACUGUACAAAAUUUCAGACAAUUUGCUUUAGUUUAAGCCCCCUUUAACUAUUCAUUUUUUUCUAAAAAAUUAGCCUUUCGCAUGCUUAAUUAAUGCCUGGCUAAUUUGCAUAUUGCUGACUUACACAAAUUAGGCAAAGGCAUUAAUUAAGCAUGCAAAUAGCUGAAUUUUUAGGAAAACAUUUAAGUUUGCGUGAAUAGUUAAAGGGAUUAAACUAAAUCAAAUUGUCUGAAAUUUUGUACAGUAAUUAAAAACCCAACAAAUUUUCCAUCUAUUAACUCAAAAUUUGAUUAAAGCUUUUGAAAUUUCGUGCACAAGCCAUUUUUAGUUUGUUGGAAAAGACACACACCCCUGGUUCACAAAAUUUGAGUUCGAGAAAUUUUUUUCAUUAUUCUACAUUAUAAGUACCCAAAGUCGGCAAAGAAGCUAUAUACAUCAAUAACUGGAUACUAAUAGCUGUUUUUCGAAAUUGAGAGCAAAUUCAUAUCUGUUCAGUUUUAUUUUAUACACCCUGUAUAUUGUAAAACACCGCUUUUCGUGUUUUACAAUUAUGACAUCAUAGGGGCCCCUUGGGAAAUUGUGUCCCCGGCUCCGCGCAAACUUUCGGCAGCCCUGGAGACGACUAAUUUUCCUUUGCGUCGUGAUUGAUCACAUACUGCAAAAAGCUGACGAAAUUCGGUGACAAUAUUUAUACCAAAGAAAGAUAUAUUCAUGGAAUAGCCGUCGAUGAAUUUGCUAUAAGUUCUGGUAUUAAAAAUAUACAAAUCCAAAGCCGGUUGGAAUUUUGGAAGUCGCCGUGAUUUUAAAACAGCUUUUUUACACUAAACAAUUCAUAUUUUCUCGUUAUAUUUUGAUUUAUGGUUAGGGAUGUCAUACCAAAAAAGAACGAGUGUUAAUUUGUCAAUUAAGUUAUAAAAGUUAUGCCAUGAAAAUUCAGGGGAAUAAAGAUUACUGCUUCACCAACAUGCCAAUUAUGAAAUAAGUCAUGGGCGUAGGAAGCCGAGGCCGCCCCCGCAAUUUUCUAUAAAGGGGCAUGAAUAACAAACCUAAAGCGCAUCAAGUAUAUGUCCUAUUGCCGUUUCAUCGCUCUACCUAAUAGACGCCCUGGAGCUAGAUGAAAAAUAUAAUUUCCCUUUUAGCCGAAUGCACAACUAAAGUGAAGCAAAGUACAGCAAGGCGCCCUCUAGAAUCUACAGUGUAGAUUAUUCUGGAGUAUUUUAACACUCAUUUUAACCUAUAAGUGUUGUUCACGUGCUCGUUUCCGCCCCUUCCCCCGCCAGAAAUCAGAAUUUAAGUCUUAUACAAGGCUUCAAGAUUGUUGCCUUCUAGCUAGUUGCCUUCUUGCUUUGUUGUCAUGCAGCCAAUAAAAACAUGUGCGUGGUAUCUAUUACUACACGUUAGGAGAAUAUAGAGAUUGAUAUUUUGGAUAAAAUUGUUUACUGUCCUUAUAUGUUCUUGCAUUACAAAAGAAAUAUAAAAAUUAGUCUCAUGCUUUUGUGAAAUAUUAAUGCACUCGGGGAUGUUGGGAGAACUCGCAAGAAGCGUGAUCAUCUCUAAAAUAUAUACAACUAUGUUUUUUUAAAGAUUGUGUCCUUUUUUAUAUAGUAAUGAUGGGCUCACUUCUUGCUGGCACGUCAGAAGCACCGGGUGAAUACUAUUUUGCUGAUGGGGUUCGUUUAAAGAAAUAUAGAGGUAAAUGCAUGGUCACCCAAUGGCUGACUUUAACUUGAAAUAUAUAAUACUAUAGUCUAGAAUUGUAUUUACUCCGACCCUUCGUCGACUUAUCUUACGCAAGGACAUGACUGCCCUGCGCCCCAUUAAAUUUUACUGGACUUUUAAUGUAGGAAUGGGAUCACUAAAUGCUAUGGAUGUUAACAAAUCAAGUCAGGCAAGAUAUUUUAGGUAAAUUUGCAUCACAUUAUAAAUUCUAUAGUUUGUUUUAGUAUAUGAAGACUACUGUGAAUAGCCAAUCCAUGUGCCUGCAGGCAAUCCCCCAGGAAAGAAUUAAUGGGCCACUUGCCUUAUAGCGAUGCCCACUAUGCAUGACGGUAGGAGUCGUCACUUUGCAAUCGAACGACAUGAUUUUGUUUUGAAGAUGAAAUGGCGGAUUUUUAACCACUUUUUGCAUCCAUCGAUAAAUUUUAUCCACAGGACAACAACAAGAGAGCUCUGAACUGCAUGAAGAUGUAAUUUCAUGGCGUUACGUGUAUUAAUGGCGAAGAAAAUGCAUUGGCAAGGAGGUGACAUGUGAACACGUUUCGCAAAAUGUUUUUUACAAAAAAACUGAUCUCGCGAACAACAAAUUAAGAUCGGAAAUUUUUUUGUCAAAAUUAACUUUCACUGACAGUUGUUUGUACUGAAUGUCUAGGUUAAUUGGAUUCGAUAAGUUUUAGAAAUGCCAUUUUAAACUUUGUGAAUUUGACAACUUUGUCAUGAUUUACAUGUUGGAAGUUUUAAUCCAGAGACCAAGCGUCUCGUCCAUAAUUUAGCUUAAAUUUGCUCGAUCUGAUUAAGUUGACUAUUGCUAUAGCAAGAAUAUUUAAUAGUAAAUUUAUUUCAUGGUUGUUUUCUAAUUCUUUAUGAUCUAUUUUGCAGUAAAAUUUAAUAUUUUGUACCGUUUGUCUUUGAUACACUAUUUUGUUUUUUAACUCUUUUUACUAUUAAAAUCGCUUUUUAAUUUUAGAAAUUUUAUUAGUUUUAUCUUUUUGAACGUUUCUAGGCUUGUUUUAUUAAUUAAAUACAUAAACAUUUCACAUGCAAAAUAUUUUUUGUGCAGGUAUAUAUAGUAAUAUGGGUUGUUCUCAUGAGGCAAAAUUCCAUGCUAGGAACUGGAAAUACCUACUUGAAAAUUACAGCCUACUUUUGGCAAUUUGUACACUUCCAUUUACCUAAAUGUCUUUUGUGUACUGUAUAUUCUCCUAUGUCUGAAAUCUCUAUUAGUGUUU
Paramuricea clavata is the source of this 35737-nucleotide messenger RNA. The record is from the annotation of a GenBank genome assembly. NCBI's taxonomy places the organism in Eukaryota, Metazoa, Cnidaria, Anthozoa, Malacalcyonacea, Plexauridae.